Molecule: messenger RNA, 3660 nt
Organism: Syngnathoides biaculeatus (alligator pipefish)
Lineage: Eukaryota; Metazoa; Chordata; Actinopteri; Syngnathiformes; Syngnathidae
Product: zinc finger protein Xfin
Exons: 2
Coding region: 197-3406 (1069 amino acids)
Source: RefSeq, a predicted model, not a curated record
GUGCCGCCACUGCAACUGUGCCCAGCGGAUAAAAUGACUGCUUUUGGGGAGCGCAAACACUAGAGAACCAGUUCAGUGAGACUCCUUGGGUUCUGCACAGUGCGGUAUUUGGCAGUCUGAAGGCUGCUUAGUGGAACCACGUGACCGAGGUUUCCAGGGGCAGAGGCGUUUUCCUCUGCAGGCGGGUCUAGUGCGCAUGCUCCGGCGUGGGCUCCCAGUCUUUCGACCCCGCAGCUGGACGUCGAGCUUCUUCCUCUUCUUCCCCCCACACCGCCCCUGGCACAUUUUCCACAUUUGUUCGAGGUUGAGCCGCGUUACCGAGAGCUCACGCGCAGCGCCCCGGCCAGAUGUCUCCAGGUUCCACGCAGCUAAAUUAGCCUUUUGUGUCCCACCUCAAAGGCUUCGGACAACGCGCUUUUUUUGGAGGGACGAGGAAACAGAGAAGUCCACGAUGCUUGGACUCCAGGGAAAUCUGCCCCCGUCCUCCAAAAUGUACCGUUGCGUGGCAUGUUCGGCAACCUUCAGCGGGCUGGCGGCCUUGCUCGUACACCAGGCCACGCAUGCCAACAUGCUCCCCAAGGUCAUUGCCCCUCCUCCGACGCAGCCCGAGAUGAGCGCGGAGGGCGCUUUGGCGGCAAACCUUAAGUCGACGAAUCCGUCGGCGUCAUCUGACGGCGCGUCGUCUUUUUACAUCUGUGAUUGCGGAGAGGAAUUUCACGACUUCUGUCUCAUGCUUGAGCAUAAGCAAUCGCAUGAUUCUCAGUUAAAGUCGCUCCAAUUGACAGAUGGUAAAGUCCUCCCAAGCGCCGUAUUGUCUACUGACGAUUCUCCAAAUCCGAGUGUAAAGUUAAAGCCGAGUGUAGCAAAGGCAGAUUCGGUCCAGAGUUGCGGCUCCACGUCGGGUUCUCCACCUUUUGCACGAGAGGUUGAAGCCCGUGAAAGACUGAAAGAUAGCAAUGUUGUUUCAUCAGCUCCUCUUGAGCAAUCGUCCCCCUCUACUUCAGAUUCCUCACCUGUUAAAAAAGAGCUUGAAGCCAUUGAUAGACCAAAAGAUAGCGAAGUUGUUCCAUCAACUCCUCUUGAGCAAUCUAGAACCCCCCAAGAAACUGAUGAACAACAUGACCAGACAUCUGCAACUACUGAGCCAACGCCGGAGACCGAAAGGGAUUCACAGUCUGUUCACAGCAGUGACAACGAGGAACGACUGACGAGAAAUAACAAAUUAAUGAAAAUACUAGCAUCGGCCUACAUGAAGCACACCCCUGUCCCUCCGUCACCCAUAGACGGUAGUAAUUACAUGAUCACGCCCAAACAAGAAGCUGUCCCAGUUGAUAUAACGCCAGGUAAAGAAUUUGGAGAGUCGCCAGUCAACGAUCUCUCUGUAGCAAAGUUGAGGCGACUGCUCGCGAAGAGCAGCGUCAAGACAAAAGCUCCCACCAUCAGCCGAAUUAUCGACUCCAGCAGGAAGAAGAUAGUUUCCCUGACCAAAGUGCUGUCACCCGUCGUGGUUCUCGAAACCCGUCAGAAACUCAGAGAUCCCAGUAAUAGCGCCCUCUUUGGCCGAUAUCAAUGCGGCCGCUGUCGUCGGACCUUUCCGAGCUCCGACAGACUGACCGAGCAUCACUUCUUGCACAAGAAGGAGCGAAUUAAAUGUUGCCGUCGCUGCAAACAACUCAUCAUCGGCAAGCUGCCCUUCACCGACAAUCACGUCUGCAUUCCGUCGAUGAAAAAGCCCGAGCAUCUGCCGAGUGCGUUGCCGCUAGUCCAAAAAAAGAUCCCAUUCCAUAGCUUUAACAAUACAAAAAAAUCUUUCUACUGUCCCGUAUGCAAGCACAACUAUGCUCGCAGGUACAACCUGAAGAAGCAUAAGUGUCAUGGCCCCAAGGCGUCCCCCCCUCAGACCAAUCCUUCCGCUGACAGAUUGCUGGUAUUAAGAUCAAGUAAUAAAGCGAGCGCAUACAGGGAUGGUCAAGGUGAGCAUGAAACGGGCGCCGUUUCUGUCUCCACUGAAGCCCCUCGUGUCAAAGUCGAGGUCACGUCCACCACUCCUGAGCAGUCUGAAAUGUCAGACAUUUCCUGGUGUGGCUUCGCCAAAAGCUUCCCACCGUUUUUGUCCAAGUCUUCCAUGACGGACACGCAUCAACACGGCCCCGGCCCCGGCGGUGCGAUGGAGAACAAUUGCUCGGACGCAGCGUCGGUGCAUAACGAGAGCAGCAACGAAGGCCAGUGGACAAUGCCCUUGGACGAUGACACGGAGCUCGUCGGUUCCCAGAAUGCUGCUAACGACUCUGAGAUGGACCUGGAGUCAAACCUGAGCUAUUUUGUCAGAGAUGGUGUAAAACGUUACCCUUGUCCCAGGUGUCAGAAAACAUACAGCCGACCGUCUACUCUGGCCCGCCAUCUGCGGCUCUGCGGAUUCCGGCCUCGGGGGCUGGCACAGUUCUCGCACGGCGCGGGUUACGGCGGCGUUUCCCAAAACAGCGGCGCCAAACCCACCUUUGCUUGCUUUGUCUGCGGGAGAAACUUCAACCGCAAAGACAACAUGAUGGUUCACAGGCGAAGGUGCCAGAUGCAGAUGCAGAGGACAGAGUCGAAAGAGCCGUUGCAGCACAAUUUGCCGGGAGGUGCAAAAGCAAUUCCAGAUAAUGACGCAAACAACUGGGACGUCAUGUCACUGCCAUCUGUGCUACCCAGGAGAGUGACGUGCGAGUGUGGGGUUGGAUUUACAUCUCCCAGACUCCUCCUGGAGCAUCUCCAAAAGCACGCGCAAGAAUCCUACACAUGUCCAACGUGCGGAGAGACCGUUAACUCUUGGGCCGACUACGAGGUCCACCUGCAGAUUCACAUGCAUCCUCAUCACCAGCUGCUGAAGGGACUCCAGACACAGCGAUCGCAACCCCUGGUGCUAAGGAUCCAGCAUCAGCCGCAGCACCACCAGCAGCCACCUCCUCCACCGGUGCAUAAGCCUUUGCAGCAGGAACCGGUCCCCGAGCGCUCAAACGUUGACAAAAAGCAGCGCGUUAUAUGCACGCGAUGCGGCAAUACCUUUGCCACCAGGUGCUCCCUUCGACGGCACUUAUCCUGGGACCGGUGCAAAGGCGGACGCCCUCAAAACACUCCCAAGUCGUACCGCUGUUCCCGCUGCAGCUCCGAGUUCCCCAACAUGGUCAGUCUUCUGUUUCACCAGAGGAGCGGCGCCUGCAAGCCUACCAUCAAGCCCGUGCGCUGUCCCGUUUGUCUCCGUUGGUUCGGCACCGUGGACGGUUUGCAGAAGCACCUGCUGACCCACAAGCAGUCGGAAUCCCACCGCUGCGACAUCUGUCAGUGUUCAUACCCGAGUCUGAAAUCACUGAGAACCCAUCGCAGAAGGGUGCAUAACGUCAUGGUGGCGGAACUUUUGGCUUAAUAGCGUUUUAUUUUUAGCGUUUUUGUUAACUGUGACGCGAUGCCGCAGUUUGAUCUUGUACCUGCUUUGCGGUAACGCGGGAGGGGAAAGAAACACUAGUUUUAUAGCAGGUUGCUGCUGCGUAAUUAACUGUAGUUUUGUCAAGUUCAGUCCUGUUUUUCAAAGGAUGUACAGAGUUGCACUUGAAAUUUUAUCCAAUAGUUGUACUGUAGCUUGUUCUGGUGUUGCGAAAUAUACGACUUCCAUCAUCAUGG